GCAGUUCUUUUGUGUGUGCGAGAGAGAAGAAUACGUUUCCUGUCCGCUGUUCUCAGGUAGCCGUUUUGUUGCUUUUCUUUCUCUCUCUAAAACUACACAACACACGCUCUCUCUGAGAUGCCAUUAGCUUUCCUCUUUUUCGUAUUCUGCCCUCUCUCUUAUUAAAAGCACAUUGUCAGAGCAUUGUAGUGUUGUUGAGGAGGGAGGAGAGAGGAGAGAGGAGAGAAAUUAAGCUUGAGCUAGAGAGAGAGAGAGUGAUCGAUCAUAAAUGGGAUCGUCGUCGGGGCAAAGCAACAGUUACGACCUGUCAUUCAAGAUCCUGUUGAUCGGCGACUCUGGCGUCGGUAAAAGCAGCCUUCUCGUCAGUUUCAUCUCUAACUCAGCUGAAGAUCUCGCACCUACAAUCGGUGUGGAUUUUAAAAUCAAGCUACUUAGAGUUGGUGGGAAAAGAUUGAAGCUUACGGUUUGGGAUACUGCUGGACAGGAGAGGUUCAGAACGUUAACAAGCUCUUACUAUAGAGGUGCCCAGGGGAUUAUUCUUGUUUAUGAUGUGACACGGAGGGAAACAUUUACAAAUUUAUCUGAUGUAUGGGCUAAGGAAAUAGAUCUUUACUCCACUAAUCAGGAUUGCGUCAAGAUGCUUGUUGGAAACAAAGUUGAUAGAGAAUCAGAAAGGGUUGUAAAUAGAGAAGAAGGGAUUGCCCUUGCAAAAGAGCAUGGAUGUCUGUUUCUUGAAUGUAGUGCUAAAACUCGAGAAAAAGUGGAGAAAUGCUUCGAAGAGCUUGCCUUAAAGAUAAUGGAAGUUCCUAGUCUUCUGGAAGAAGGAUCUACUGCAGUGAAGAGAAAUAUCUUAAAACAGAAGCAAGAACACCAGCAACCUCCUCACAGUAGUUGUUGCUCAUAAAUGCAGGAGCCUUUGAUUUGGAAAGACGUGUAUUAAAGGAAGCCCUCAUGCUGGUACUGCCCAUGGCGCGCACACAGCUUAUGUAUAUGUUUUUUUUUUUUUUUGUUUUUAAUAACCCCUUACUGCUGCUGUUGUGCUUCGGUUGUGCCAGUCACUGGUGCUGCUGUUCCGGGAGUAUUGGCACUAAAAUAACAUUGGUUAGCUUGUGUAAAGUUGGUUGCCCUUUUUGGUCUUUAUUCUUGUUUAUUGUCAUCUAAGUUGCUAUUGAAACAAAUUCACAUUUGUUUAUUUUAUUUUUCCUACUUUUAUGCUUUGAAA
Molecule: messenger RNA, 1222 nt
Organism: Cornus florida
Lineage: Eukaryota; Viridiplantae; Streptophyta; Magnoliopsida; Cornales; Cornaceae
Product: ras-related protein RABC2a
Exons: 6
Coding region: 269-904 (211 amino acids)
Molecular function (GO): GTPase activity; GTP binding
Source: RefSeq, a predicted model, not a curated record